UGUAUAUUUUUCAACAGAGAAGAUGCUGAAAAGUAUGUCAAUGCUUGCUACAAAAGGACUACCUACAUUGAUUGCUAUGAACCCAUUAUAGAACCCAUCAAUGGCCAGAAUAUGUGGGGACUUAGUGGACUGCCACCUGUGCAACCCCCUAUCAAGAGGAGACCUUCUGGCAGGCCUAAGAAGAAGAGGGCACUGGAGCCUGAUGAACCUAGAAGUCACAGAAAAAAUAGAGGCCUAGGCAUCUCAAAACAAUGCAAGUUAUGUGGGAAAUUAGGACACAACAAGAGGAGCUGCAAGGGAGAAGUAGGAGGGAACUCCUCCUUGCCUGGGAGUGCAUCCCAAGCCAGUAGGACCACUAGGAGGGCAGCCAAGGAUGCUCAGCCAACAGUACAUAGGGCACAACCAAGCUUUAAUGAUGAUGUGACCACAAGUGCACCUCCACCCCCCACUGAUAACCAGUCCAAUCCAAGACCAAAAAGACAAAGGAAGAGAAGUGCAGUCACUACUGAGACCUUAAAUGUAACUAGGAAUGCAGCAAGAUAUAUGACAGCAAUGAGAUCUGCUAAAAGAUAG
Quercus lobata is the source of this 573-nucleotide messenger RNA. RefSeq lists its product as uncharacterized. Bases 112 to 573 code for a protein of 153 amino acids. The transcript has 2 exons. Lineage: Eukaryota; Viridiplantae; Streptophyta; Magnoliopsida; Fagales; Fagaceae. The record is from RefSeq and is a predicted model, not a curated record.